Molecule: messenger RNA, 855 nt
Organism: Penicillium waksmanii
Lineage: Eukaryota; Fungi; Ascomycota; Eurotiomycetes; Eurotiales; Aspergillaceae
Exons: 3
Coding region: 1-855 (284 amino acids)
Molecular function (GO): heme binding; oxidoreductase activity, acting on paired donors, with incorporation or reduction of molecular oxygen; iron ion binding
Source: RefSeq, a predicted model, not a curated record
AUGAGCAAGGUUGUUCUUGAGGGACUGACCGAUGUUCUUCAGAUGGUGAUGAUAAGAAACACGCUUGUACAUCUUGUGAUGCACGAUAUAAGAGGAGUGAUGCGUUCCGCAGACAUUGGAAAACAUGCGCGGGGAGGCUGGCCUCGGGGGACCAAAUCCCGAAGCGGGGUCUAUCUGGCAAGAGAAAGAGAGCAUGUGUACUGUGCACCUCCCGGAAGCGAGCUUGUUCUACUGGACAGCCGUGCUCGGGAUGCCUAUCGCAAGGUACAGUGUGCACUUAUAACGGAAUUCUAUGGCGCCUUUACCGCAUUCAAUCCCAACUGUUUGGUGAUUCACGCUCUUCGUCGGAGACAAUUAUCCCAUGGAUUCUCGCAGGUUUCGAUUCAAAAACUGGAACCUUUGAUUGAAGGUCAAAUGGAAAUAUUCAUCAGAAAACUUCGAUCACUUGUAGGUAGUGGCGAGACUUUUGAUUUCAAGACCAUUAUUUCUCUCUAUAUAUUGGAUAUCUUGGGCGAAGUGGCCUUUGCCAAGCCUUUCGGUGUACAGGAAAAGGGAUAUGCGGAAGAGUUGCAUGCCAUCAAUGAUCAUCUUCUACUGGCUGGUGUCAUUCGCGAACUGACUUUCCAAAAUUUUUGGAAGGCCCUGUCAAGAAUGUCUCCAGUGUCAUGGAUGCGACAAUUGAUGAAAAGUAGAAAUAAUCUGAAGACCGUUUGUUCAGAUUGCGUUAAGUUCAAGAUGAAAAACACGUCUCAACGGCCUGAUCUCCUAAAGAGCCUCGUAGAGGCGGCCGAUCCCCAGUGUGGUGCUCGCUUAACUGAACAAGAGAUCAACUCUGAAGCAUUUGCCGUUCUGUAA